CUGCGCGGGCGACGGGGGUGCGGCGGGCCCGCAGGGCACCCCAAGAAGCGCCUCGGGCUGCGCAGAGGACCGGCGGGGCGGGCGAGGACAGGCCGCGGGGUUUCCCGCGUUUGCCAAGCUGCUCGGUGUCCCCUGGACCCGGCCCCGCCCCUGUAUUUGGCCACGCCCCCGGCCCGCUUGGCCACGCCCCCGCCGCGCCGUUUUACGGCGGAGGCCGCGCCGAAACGUGGGCGGCCGUACAGCGCCCCCGCCGCCUCCUCCGCCGGCCUCCCCCGCGCUCCCGCGCCUCCCGGGCGGCGGGCCGCACUAUGGCCGGCCUGGCGCCGCGCGUGCACUACCUGGCGGGCUUCAGCUGCCCGGCCGGGGGCCUGACGGCGGGCGGGCCCCGCGUGCUGCACCUCGGCGCGGAGGUCUUCCUGGCCGCCGGGAGGGAGCUGGUCUAUGUCUACGACCGGGAGGCGCGGCGGCUGACCGCGGUGUACAGGUUCCCGGCGCAGGUGUGGCACCUGGAGGCGCUGGCCCGUCGCCGGGCGCUCCUCGUCCUGUGCGCGCGGAGGGGCAUCUAUUGCUUGUCUCUGGACCAGGCCCGCAGGUCUGUGAGCCAGAGUGAUGGGGACGACGAGGACAGCGAGGCCGCCUCCCCCGUGACCCCCGUGGACCCGGACACCUGUGUGCUCCCCGACGCCACGCUGUGCGCGUUCACGGUGCUGGGCGACCUGCUCAUCGCGCUGGCGCAGGGCCCCGCCCAGUGGAAGGUGCAGCUGUUUGAGUGUCCGAGUCCGGGGUCGGACCCCGGGCCCAGAGGCCAGAUCGGGGAGGUGGAGCUGUCUACCCACACGCCCCCAGCGGGGAGCCCGGGGAAAUCCCAAGCCCCCUGCUUCCGCCCGGUGCUGUGCUGUGUGUCCCUACCCAGCUCCAGGGCUCGGCACAGCCCCCCACAGGGCCCCAGGGCCUUCACGCUGGAGGGGCCCCUCUUCGGGCUCCUCUUUGGAGCCGACGCCGCCCUCCUGGAAUCGCCCGUGAUCCUCUGUGGUCUCCCCGACGGCCAGCUCUGCUCUGUGGUCCUGAAGACCCUGGUCACCUCCCGGUCGGCCCCUGGGGACCCCAAGGCCCUUGUCAGGAUCCUCCAUCACCUGGAAGAGCCCGUCACCUUCAUCGGGGCCUUGAGGACGGAGCCCUCGGCUGAGGGCCCAGAGGACGCGGACUUGGACUGCCUGGUGGCGCUCGGUCACCACGGCCGGACCCUGGCCAUCAAGGCCAGCUGGGACGAGGCAGGGAGUCUGGUGCCAGAGCUGCGCGAGUACUGCCUGCCGGGGCCCGUGCUCUGCGCAGCCUGCAGCGGGGACAGCCACGUCUACCACAGCACCCCCUCCGGCCUCUGCGUGGUGGACCUGGCUCGAGGGGGCCCCCCCGAGGACCCCGUGCAGUCUGACGGCCCGGGAGGCCUGCCCCCUCUGCUGUGUCCCACCAGCCUGGGUGUCUGUAGCGUCGUCACCCUCUCGGUGUCGUCUAGGUCGCCUGCAGGGGGCACCGAGCUCCUGGCCCUGUCGGCCAAAGGCCGCCUGAUGACCUGCUGCCUGGACCUGAGCCGUGAGCCCGCUCGGCCCACCCGGGUGACCGCGGCGGACACGGGCCGGAAGAUCAAGGACCUGCUCUGUGGGAUCGGCACCGUCUCCGAGAGAGUGUCUUCCCUGAAGAAGGCCGUGGACCAGCGCAACAGGGCCCUGACGUGCCUGAACGAGGCCAUGAACGUGAGCUGUGCCCUGCUGGCCAGCCGGGAGGGCGCCCGGCCCGUCUCCUGCACCACGACCACGGCCUGGAGCCGCCGGGAGCUGCAGGACGUGCUGACCGCCACCUGCCUGCUGGAGAACAGCAGCGGCUUCCGCCUGGACCGCGGCUGGGCCUUGUGCGUCCAGGUGCUGCCCGGCUCCCACGCCUCGGACUCGGGCUCGGCCGUGACCUACACCGUCCCCGUCGACCCGCUGGGCCCCGGCGAUCGGCGGGAGGUGACGCUGCUCCUGGGCCCCGGGGCGGACGGCGCGCUAGACCUGCCCGUGACCGUGUCCUGUGCGCUCUUCCUCAGCCUCAGAGAGGUCGUGGGCGGGGCCCUGGCCCCCACGGACCCUUUCAAGGACCCCUCCUUGGACGGGUGCCCCCCCGACGUCCUGCCGGAGCAGGGGGGUAUCUGCCUGCCCCUGAGCGAGCACACGGUGGACAUGCUGCAGGGCCUGCGCUUCCCGGGCCUGGCUGCGCCCCCCGUGCAGGCCCCCGCGCCCUGCCACCCUCCCGACGACCCCGUGGGCACCUUCCUGGAAACCUGCUGGCGGCCGGGCAGCGAGCCAGUGCGACCCGAGUCCCUGCGCGCCAAGUACCUGCCGCCGUCCGUGGCCGCCAUCCGGGCGUCGGCAGAGCUGCUCAGAGCGGCCCUGGGGGACAGCUACUCAGGCGUGUCCCUGUGCUGUGCCACCCUGCAGUGGCUGCUGGCCCAGAACGCCGCUGUGGACGCUGUGCGGGCCCAAGCCCUGACCUCUGUCCAGGCCGUGGCCCCGGACGGCACCGAGAUCCGCCUCAUCGUCCACGAGGCAAGCAGAGCCGGCCCUCCUGUCUCCGGGGAAGCCGCCUCGCUGGGUGCCCUGGUGGCCUGGGUUGUCCCGUGUGGGCCGCGCGGGUGUCAGGCAAGGCCACGGCCACCACCUCGUUCUAGCGAGUGCCCCAGGAGCAGGUUCUUCCCCAGCGGGGAGCAGGCGCUGUUGGUCGCUGGCCGGUUCUUGGGGGGAGUUGCCGGUGGGCAGAGACCAGCUUUGCCCAGGAGGGUGGGGGCCAGCCGGCCUGGAGCUGGCACGAGGCCUCUCCUGUGCUGCAGGUGGCAGUGGCCGACCUGUGCCCGGCGGGGCCCGUCCAGGCCGUGGAGAUCCAGGUGGAGAGCUCGUCGCUGGCCAACAUGUGCAGGGCCCAUCACGCUGUCGUCGGGCGCAUGCAGAGGAUGGUGGUGGAGCAGGCCGCCCGGGGCUCCAGCCCCCCCGACCUCCGCGUGCAGUAUCUCCACCAGAUCCAGGCCAACCAUGAGACACUGCUGCGGGAGGUGCAGGCCCUGCGGGACCGGCUGUGCACAGAGGACGAGGCCAGCUCCCAGGCCACGGCCGAGCGUCUCCUGCAGGUGUACCAGCAGCUCCGCAGCCCCCGCCUCCUCCUGCUGUGAGAGCUGCCGUGGGCUCGCCCUCAGCCUUUUCUGCUGGCAGCCUCCCCAGACGCGGGGGCUGGGUCAGCGCCGUCCCCUCCACUCACGUCCAGCGCAGGACGAGGGCCGGCCCAGCGCAGGAGCGGCGUUGCCUGGGCGGCUAUCGGAGGCCACAGAGCUGGCUCGGGACUGCCUGGCUGUCGCUGUUCCCGGGGGCACUGCCCGUCCACCUGCCUCGUCGCCCACCCGGGAGCCUUGGCCCUGCUCCGGCACCGCUGGAGUCCCCGGGGGCUCCCUGUGACCAAAGCACAAAGACUGGGGGUGCUCCUAAGUGGCCAGUCGCCUGGACACCCGUCACCCGGCGCCCGUGGCUGGGGCCGCCCAGUGCCCUGCUCUGUACUCCCGGGCUGUGGGGGUCCCGGCCGGUGCGGGCAUGCUCCGUGGGGAGGUGACUCCUGGGCUGUGGGGGGGCUGGCCGGUGCGGGCAUGCUCCGUGGGGAGGUGACUCCAGAUGUCACUUGGUGCUUCUCUGUGGGGCCAAGGGCCCCGCUGCUGCCACAACACGCCUUCCUGUGA
This is a messenger RNA of Myotis daubentonii (Daubenton's bat), 3754 nucleotides long. RefSeq names its product FA core complex associated protein 100 (gene FAAP100). The transcript has 9 exons. The coding region runs from base 309 to 3479 and encodes 1056 amino acids. Gene Ontology annotation, biological process: interstrand cross-link repair. NCBI's taxonomy places the organism in Eukaryota, Metazoa, Chordata, Mammalia, Chiroptera, Vespertilionidae. Gene Ontology annotation, cellular component: nucleoplasm; Fanconi anaemia nuclear complex. The record is from RefSeq and is a predicted model, not a curated record.